AUGAUGACGCGAUACAUCACAUCGGCCGAUGCGUUCAUGGUCGUCUACUCAGUUGGAAGUAGAAAGUCGUUUGAACACGCGGUUCACCUAUUCUCACAAAUAGCAAAAAUACGAGGAGUCAAUUCGGUAGAAAACAAGUUGCAGAUCGCUCGACUACUGGUAGCAGCUAAAUGUGAUUCUGACUACAGAGAAGUGUCUCCUGAUGAAGGUAACACAUUGUCAGCUCAGCUAAGUUGCUCAUUUGCAGAGGUUAGCGCCAAAAUGAAUAUCAAUAUACCCGAGGUAAGCCUAGUAUGGGUAAAAGUCGACGGUAUCUAA
Messenger RNA from Haemonchus placei, 318 nucleotides. NCBI's taxonomy places the organism in Eukaryota, Metazoa, Nematoda, Chromadorea, Rhabditida, Trichostrongylidae. The record is from the annotation of a GenBank genome assembly.